AUGCUCAUCCAGAGCAUGACGCUGACCCCCAUGCUCACCACGGCAGCGGCUCCCACGGCCAGCAACAGCCCGUGUCUCAGCCUCAAUCUCAAUCUCAACCUCAACCUCCACACCAGUCUUCAGACCAGCAACUUCCACACCUUCACCUACCAACCACACAACGCAGCCACGCCAGCCUCGGCCUCGGAGCCCUUCCCAACCCUCUCCAACACGUACUCGUUCCCCCGAGUCUCGUCCUCCACCGAUCGCGACUCAGAAUUCAUCGGCGAGAAGCGCCCAGAGACCCACCGUCUCGACACACUCCAGUCCGUCAACCAGGCCCCUCGCCCGUCGCAGGACUUUUACAAUGUCAAGUCCCCCUCCAACAUGCGUGCUGACGCCUCGCGUCUCGACGAUGACCUCGAGUUGCUCCGCGCUGAGCGCUUAAUCUCGCAUCAAGAGCAGGAGCUGGAGAAGACUCGUAGCACUCGGCAGGGUCAUGAACGUCACGACACCCAGCUGGAGGAUGCCUUCAACCCAGCGGCCGCCAACGAGGCCAAGCUUGUCAAGCGCAGGGACGAGACUGCGCCGCUCUACAAGUUCUGGCUGUUCUUGAAGAAGUUUCCCCGCUUCUUCCGGUACUUUGUCUACCUUCUCCCAGGUGCCAUCCUGCUGCUCAUCCCCAUCUUGAUGGCCAUCCUGGCCAUUGACCAGAACGAAAACCCGGUGGGAGGGUAUGGAGGCACGCCUCUGAUGUGGUUUGGAAUAUGGCUUCAGAUUGUCUGGGGCGCCCUCUGGGUUUCGCGCAUGAUUACGAGUCUGCUGCCGCCCCUGUUCCAGUCAAUCGCCCGGGUGACGGGUUCGACCAACCCCAAGAAGUGGAAGGAUGUUGGUCGCCACAUGGAACUGCACACGGCCCUGUUUCUGUGGCUGCUCGCCGUCCUCAUCUCCUUCAAGCCGGUUGUAGCCAACCACAGGGUGCCCGUGCCCGAGGGCCACGAGGACGACGUCGACCGGAACUGGAUCAAUAUUAUCUUCAAGAUCAUCAUUGCAUUCUUUGUGCUGGCCACGCUCAACUUUGUGGAGAAGAUUAUCAUCCAAUGGAUCGCCACUGCCUUCCACGAGCGCACCUACGCCACCCGCAUUGAGAACAACAAAGGCGACAUUCGUCAGCUCGUGGCUCUGUACGACCAUGCCAAGUCCUCUCUGGAGGAGACGGACAGCUUCUGGAAUGAAGGCAGCGGUGGCCAGUCGGUGAACGGCACUCAGACCCCCAUGCAGAACUUCCACGAGAAUGCUCGUCAGGUUCUUGGCAAGGUUGGACAAGUCGCUGGCAAGGUCGGCAAUGAUUUCAUCGGCCGCAAGGUGGACAACAACCAUCCGCGCAAGGUGGUGUCUGAGCUGCUGCGCACAACCGGCUCGGCGCACACCCUCGCUCGCCUCAUCUACCGCAGCCUGGUGCAGCCCGACAAAGAGAUGGUGUUCCUCGACGACGUCCACCGCGCCUUUGCCUCCAAAGAAGAGGCGGAGGCCGCCUUCAAUGUCUUUGACAAGGACCUCAACGGCGACAUCUCCAUGGAAGAGUUCGAGACGGUGACAAAUGAGAUUGGCAUGGAAAAGAAGGCCAUUGCUGCCUCUCUCAAGGAUCUCGACUCGGUCAUUCAGAAGCUCGACAAGGUGUUCCUGUUCAUCAUCAUUGUCGUCACCAUCAUUGUCUUUAUUUCCAUCAUCUCCGGGUCUGCUGCCGCAGGUCUUGCUUCAGCCGGCUCGUCCGUGCUUGGUCUGGCCUGGAUGCUGCAGGCCACAGCACAGGAGUUCCUCCAGUCCAUCAUUUUUGUGUUCGUCAAGCAUCCCUUUGAUGUCGGCGACCGUGUCACUAUCUACGGAUCGACUGGUGCCACCAUGACGGGCGACGAUUAUUACGUCACGGAGAUCUCCUUGCUGUACACCGAGUUCAAGAAGCUGCAAGGCCACGUCGUGCAGGCGCCCAACUCCCUGCUCAACACGCUCUUCAUCCUCAACCAGCGUCGAUCGAACGGUCUCGCCGACCCCAUCCCCCUCACCAUCCGCUUCGGCACGCCUGCGUGGCAGAUUGACGAGCUCAAGGCGCGCAUGCUCGACUUCUGCCUCAACAACAAGCGCGACUACCAGCCGACCAUCCUCAUGGAGCUGUCCAAGAUUGAGGACGUGCGCGCUGCAACGCUCACCGUCGUCUUCAUCCACAAGAGCAACUUCCAGAACGAGCUGCUGCGUCUGGCGCGUCUGAACAAGUUCAUGAUGGAGCUCAUGGCCCAGAUGGCCGACAUUGGCAUCCAGUCACCGUUCCGCAUCGAGCCCGGUGGCAGCCGGGAGCACCCCAUGCACUGGACUGGCCCUCAGCCGCCGCCUUCCUACACGCGGACUGACCAGGGUCAAGAUCAACCCCCCGCGCCGCAAGAGGCCCCGCAGCCCUCCACAUCCAUGCGUCGCCCAUCGGUCACGAGUGGCGGCGGCAGCAUGCGCCACCUCGCUCGGCAGACUACAUCUGCUGAUAUGGCACUGAACAACUUUGGGGAUGUCUUUGAGAAUCGCCGGGAGCACUUCCUCGCCAACCGCCUCGCUUCCAUCCGCGAGAAGACCCAGGCGGAGAAGAAGCUGGAGAGCAAGAAGACUAAGCAAGGCAGCGAGCUCGGCUCCGAGGGCACUCACGGCAGCACAUCGGCCCUCGCGCCCGCAGGCAGCGUCAACUCGCAGUCGCGCAGCCGCAUGUGGCAGCGUCCACGCGGGAACAGCCGCUUCGCGCCGCCGCCGACGGGUGGACAGGGAGACGACCACAUUGUCUGA
This is a messenger RNA of Emericellopsis cladophorae, 2802 nucleotides long. Its product is annotated as putative MscS family protein -like protein. The record is from RefSeq and is a predicted model, not a curated record. Lineage: Eukaryota; Fungi; Ascomycota; Sordariomycetes; Hypocreales; Bionectriaceae. Gene Ontology annotation, biological process: calcium ion transmembrane transport; intracellular calcium ion homeostasis. Gene Ontology annotation, cellular component: membrane. The transcript is spliced from 2 exons. Bases 1 to 2802 code for a protein of 933 amino acids. Gene Ontology annotation, molecular function: calcium channel activity; calcium ion binding.